Molecule: messenger RNA, 879 nt
Organism: Chelonia mydas (Green sea turtle)
Lineage: Eukaryota; Metazoa; Chordata; Testudines; Cheloniidae
Product: CD276 antigen-like
Exons: 3
Coding region: 161-748 (195 amino acids)
Biological process (GO): cellular response to lipopolysaccharide; positive regulation of T cell proliferation; negative regulation of T cell proliferation
Cellular component (GO): external side of plasma membrane
Source: RefSeq, a predicted model, not a curated record
AAUGAUCCAAGCGCUGAGCUGGCCUCUCUUCCCAAGCGGAUCAGCUUGCCAGGGUUACUAGGACGGUUUGGACUUUCUGUGCAGGAGUCCUGCAGAUGUAUGUGGUGGGAUUAUUAUUAUUAUUUUUUUUUAACAGGGAGUUUGGAAGAAGGUCUGAGAAAUGGCAGCGCACAGCAGCGUUUGGGUAUUGGCUGGAUUUUUGCCCGUUGUCCUGGCAGCCUGUGACCAUGUCGGAAUUGAAGCGGAUGUCGGUGAAGAUGUGCUCCUGCCCUGCAUUGUCAAAUGUGGAGACGCUAUCAGUCUUUCAAACCCGACAGUUAACUGGCAUUGUUCAGGGAGUUGUGAAGUCGUGAACAGCUUCCACUAUGGCCAGAACCAUCCAGAGUAUCAGUGUGGACAAUAUAAGGGGAGAACGGAGUUCUCUUCUCAGGGAUUGUCCGAUGGCAACGCUUCUCUGCUACUGAAGAAUGUAACCCCCGCUGACUUUGGGAACUACACCUGUCAUGCCAGUUUAUAUGAGAACACUCCCCAAACUUUACAGAUUGUCCUGCUUAUGCAGAAAAAGACCCAAGGUGCAACUGUUCAGACAGACGCCUACGUUCCAGGAGGACAUGAAAAACGACUCCGCGUUCUAAGCGUUUGUGUGCCAUUGAGCGCACUAGUGAUUCUUGUAGUAGGGAGUUUUGCAGGGUACUGUUGGUGUAAAAAGACUACGAAGGCUAAAGAAGGUAUGUGCAAUAGUGUGUGAGAGACGAGUCGUUUUAAAAAUCAAUUUUCAUUAUAAUGCCAAACCAGUGUUGGAUCAUAUUAAAGAAGUUCAGUAUUAAAAUCACAAGUGAGUUUGAUUCCCCAAAGUUUAAAUUCCAGGGUAUUACUAAU